Messenger RNA from Mollisia scopiformis, 3285 nucleotides. RefSeq lists its product as uncharacterized. Gene Ontology annotation, molecular function: ribosomal large subunit binding; tRNA binding. Gene Ontology annotation, cellular component: RQC complex. The transcript is spliced from 2 exons. Bases 23 to 3235 code for a protein of 1070 amino acids. Gene Ontology annotation, biological process: ribosome-associated ubiquitin-dependent protein catabolic process; rescue of stalled cytosolic ribosome. The record is from RefSeq and is a predicted model, not a curated record. NCBI's taxonomy places the organism in Eukaryota, Fungi, Ascomycota, Leotiomycetes, Helotiales, Mollisiaceae.
CAUUGUGCUUCGUAACGACAAGAUGAAGCAAAGAUUCUCCUCCAUAGAUGUCAAGGUCAUCGCCCACGAGCUUUCCAAUGCCUUAGUCACUCUGCGCGUCUCAAAUAUUUACGACCUCUCUUCGAAGAUAUUCCUCGUGAAGUUCGCCAAACCAGACAACAAGCAACAGAUCAUUAUCGACUCGGGUUUCAGGUGUCAUCUUACAGAGUUCUCUCGUGCUACAGCAGCUGCGCCAUCGGUCUUCAUCCAACGGUUGCGAAAGGUCCUGAAGACACGAAGAGUCACAGCGGUUUCGCAGGUCGGCACAGACAGAAUCAUAGAAUUCCAGUUCAGUGAUGGACAAUACAAGCUAUAUUUGGAGUUCUAUGCAAGUGGCAAUAUUAUCCUGACAGACAAAGAGCUGAACAUUCUGGCCUUGUUGCGGAUUGUCGGAGCUGGCGAAGGACAAGAAGAGCAGAGGGUUGGUCUGAAAUACUCCUUGGAGAACAGACAGAAUUAUGGAGGAAUUCCACCUUUGACGAAGGAACGAUUACAAGAUGCAUUACAAAAGGCUGUAGAGAGAGGGGACGGCGGUCUUGUGGCCGGCAAGAAGGCGAAGAAGAAGGCAGAUGAGCUGAGGAAAGCAUUGGCUGUUUCUAUCACGGAAUACCCUCCUAUGCUUGUCGACCAUGCCAUGCGUAUCACGAAAUUUGACUCAAGUCUGAAGCCAGCAGAUAUUUUGGGAAACGAGGGCCUCUUAGACCUUUUGAUGAGGUCUCUACAGGAAGCACAAAGAGUCGUUCAGGAGAUCACAAGUUCCGAGGUUGCAAAAGGCUAUAUUAUUGCAAAGAAGAAAGAUGGUUACGAAGAAGCCACGGAAGAACAGCAAUCGAGAAAGUUCGUUUUGUACGAGGACUUUCAUCCGUUCAGACCGAGGCAGUUCGAGGGUGAUCUAACUACUGUUUUUCUGGAAUUCAAGGGUUUCAAUAAGACUGUGGAUGAGUUCUUCUCCUCCAUUGAAGGUCAAAGAUUAGAGUCUAGGCUUGAGGAGAGGGAACUCACUGCCAAGCGGAAAAUCGAAGCAGCUCGACAAGAUCAGGCCAAGCGUUUGGGGGGAUUGCAGCAAGUGCAAGAAUUGCAUAUCCGGAAAGCGGAAGCUUUAACUGUCAAUGCAGAAUGGGUCCAAGAAGCUAUAGAUUCUGUCAAUGGUCUGAUCGAGCAAGGAAUGGAUUGGGUUGAGAUAGAAAAGCUUGUCGAACGGGAGCAGAAACGAAAGAAUCCAGUGGCAGAACUGAUCAAACUGCCUCUGAAGCUCCAAGAAAAUAUCAUUACUCUACUACUUGACGAAGAAGAGUUCGUCGAGGACGAUGACUCUGCUUACGAAACUGAUAGCGAUGCAUCGGAUCUCGAAGAUGAGGAUGCAAAGCCAGAGCCCAAACAGAAGAAAGAGGAUAAGCGUCUGACAAUCGAUGUCAAGUUGAGAUUAUCGCCAUGGGCUAAUUCGAGAGAGUACUACGACCAGAAACGAUCUGCUGCGGACAAGGAGCAAAAGACGUUACAAGCUUCGACAAAGGCAUUAAAGAGCCAAGAAGCUAAGAUUGCCCAGGACCUGAAGAAAGGACUGAAGCAAGAAAAGGCCAUACUACGUCCCGUACGCAGACUGAUGUGGUUUGAGAAAUUCAUUUGGUUCAUCUCCUCCGAUGGAUAUCUUGUUCUAGGUGGAAAGGAUGCCCAACAGAACGAGAUGCUAUACAAGAAGUAUCUCAAGAAGGGAGAUGUCUAUGUUCAUGCCGACCUUCACGGCGCAGCAACUGUCGUCAUCCGCAAUAAUCCCAAGACACCAGAUUCUCCAAUCCCACCAUCGACAUUAUCACAAGCAGGUACAUUGGCUGUCUCGUGUUCAUCUGCAUGGGAUUCAAAAGCUGGUAUGUCAGCAUGGUGGGUCAAUGCUGACCAAGUAUCGAAGUCUGCACCUACAGGAGAAUUCUUACCGACUGGCAGCUUCAUGGUCCGAGGAAAGAAGAACUUCCUUCCUCCAGCAGUGUUACUUCUAGGAUUUGGAGUCAUUUUUCAGAUUAGUGAAGAGAGCAAGGCAAGACAUGUUAAACAUAGACUCGUGGAAGAGGAUCCAAUAAGUAGCGAAUUUGGAUAUGGCACCGGUGCUACCCAAUCUCUGGGUGGAGACGGUCAAGCCGAUCAAGAUGAUGACGAAGGCAGUGUAGCUGAGGAUCACGAAUCUGAAGAGGAACCCGAGGAUGAGCAGCCCCGAACCAAUGCUCUCCAGCCUGAAACUCACACCGAACAAGACGAUCAAGAGGAGCCUACUGAGGAGAUGUCUAAGCUUGACAUCCAUGGUGUAGCUGGCGAAGUAGAGGAUCUUUCUCCUGAGGACCAGGUUGCGAACCAGGCAGGCGAUACCGAAGCAGACCCGCAAGUAGCUGAGAAGGAGGAGGAAGCUUCAGAUGAGGACUCAGACAACGAGACGAAUGCCGACAACACGCACCCAUCAACUGGUACCCAGACUCCAAGUCAGCAGGGCACAGCCAAGAAAGGACCUCCGCCACCCAAGCGAGGCAAGAAAGGCAAAGCCAAGAAAAUGGCUACAAAAUACAAAGAUCAAGACGAAGAAGAUCGCAUCGCAGCACAACAACUCAUCGGCGCCGCCGCUGGUCGAGAGAAAGCAGAGGCCGAGGCGAAAGCCAAGGCAGCACGAGAAGCUGAGCUAGCGUUCCAAAAAGAGCGCCGAAAGGCUCAACAUCAACGCACUCAAAAGGAAACUGCUGAACACGAGGAGAUUCGCAAGUUGAUGUUGGAGGAAGGCCAAGAAGUGCUAGACGAAGGCGAGGAGGAGAAGAUGACUAUCUUCGAAUCUCUGGUUGGUACACCGCUCAAGGGAGAUGAGAUUCUUGAGGCCAUCCCGAUAUGUGCUCCUUGGGCAGCGAUGGGGAAGUACAAAUACAAAGCCAAGCUGCAGCCAGGUGCACAGAAGAAGGGGAAGGCUGUCAAGGAGAUUUUGGGGAGGUGGUUGAAUGAUUCGACUGCGAAGGGGAAGGUCGACGAGAGUGCGACUGAUACGGAGAGGAUGUGGCCAAGGGAGAUUGAACUUCUGAAGGGUUGGAAGUUUGAGGAGGUUGCGAACACGGUGCCGGUUGGGAAGGUUAGGGUUAUGAUGGCUGGUGGAUCGGCCGGGCAAUCGAGUAAAGGUGCGCCACAGAAAGGGCGGGGAGGUAAAGGUAGUAAGAAGCAAGGUAGAUGAUGAACAAGACGCCUGACUUUGGGCCAAUGAAUAUAUGUUGGCAUCGCCAG